AUGGCAAAGACUUGUAGAAGUCUCGAGUGUGCUAUUUGUUGUGAUAAAACAGAUAAUAUAUUGAAUAUGACAACUCAAUGUGCUCAUGAACCAUCUACCUGUCAAGAUUGUAUUAAUAAAUAUGUGAACAUUCAAUUAAUUCGAAAAAACACAUUGAUCAAAUGCCUUGUUGAUGAAUGUGAUAAUACGAUGGAAUAUCAAGAUGUUCAACGUGUUGUUUCUCGAGAACUUUUUCGAAAAUUUGAUGAUGUUUGUUUAAGACUUGCUCUUCAAUCAGAUCCUGGUUUUCGCUGGUGUCAAGGUGGAUCCGAAUGUGUAUCCGGACAAAUUCAUAUUGGAGGAGGCAAGCUUAUUAUAUCUGAGAUUGAUUUUUUAAAACGUUUAACUUGUCAAGAAUAUGAUAUUAAAAUUGGUAAGAUUGAUACAGAAUCCCAAAUUUAUCUAGAAAAAAACACUAAGUCUUGCCCAAAAUGUGGAAUUCAUAUUCAAAAAAUUGAUGGGUGCGAUCAUGUAAAAUGUAAAAUUGAGAGUUGUCUUAUGGAAUUUUGUUGGUUAUGCUUAGGAGACUGGCAAAGAGGGGAACAUUUAAGAACUUGUGCAUUAUACGAAGGGGUUGAAAUUGUCGUAUCUGAUUCAUCUGAAGACGAAAAUGAAACCUAUGGUGAUGAUGAUAUUUCAACAUUAGAUUCGGAAGAAGAAGAUACUGAAUCAUCUGAGGAAUUGCCACGAGGUUAUUUUGAUGAUACAUCUGAGGAAGAACAUGCCAUUACAACAAAUGAAACAAAUUCUUUAGAUGGUCUUACUUCUGAUUCAUCUGAUUCAUCCGAUGAAGAACUAACAUCUGAUGAAAACGAUACAUCUGAAGAAUCGGCAUUAUCUGAAAAAUCAAUUUCAUUUGAAGAAUCAACGUCACCCGUACACUCGAUUUCAUUUGAAGAAUCAACAUCCGAAAAUUCAACUUCAUUUGAAGAAUCGACGUCAUCUGAAGAAGAUACGUGUUCAGUGAAUUACUCUACUUCUGAAGAUUCUCAAAACUCAUCCGAUUAA
Racocetra persica is the source of this 1047-nucleotide messenger RNA. NCBI's taxonomy places the organism in Eukaryota, Fungi, Glomeromycota, Glomeromycetes, Diversisporales, Gigasporaceae. The record is from the annotation of a GenBank genome assembly.